Molecule: messenger RNA, 3259 nt
Organism: Danio aesculapii
Lineage: Eukaryota; Metazoa; Chordata; Actinopteri; Cypriniformes; Danionidae
Gene: cd34
Product: CD34 molecule
Exons: 6
Coding region: 1-1173 (390 amino acids)
Biological process (GO): cell adhesion
Cellular component (GO): membrane
Source: RefSeq, a predicted model, not a curated record
AUGUCAAAGAACAAGAGCUUGGAAAUCAUCCACGGACAUCUGCAGCCACGCAAUGCUUUUGGUGCUGACAACGGGACAGCACAACAGCUGUCUCAGAUCACCAAGACAAGCUCUCUCCGGCCUGGGUGGAGAAGUGAUGAGUCCCAGGCUGCCGUCCAGCCAACCGGCUAUAGACGUCAGAGCCUGCUGUUUAAGCACAAAGCACACGAGGAGGAGAGGGCUUCCCUUGAGAUCUGUGCAUCUGGUGAUGGAAAGAUGGACUCCACCCUGCUGGACAACACAUUAGCGAUUAUUAGAGUGAUUGCAAGCCCUUUUGAGAAAACAAUGAUUCCGGUCAGAUUUUUUGUUGUAUUGGUGGAAGAAAAACAUCCACCGUCGCGGUUAGGUGGAGUCACGUACUAUCCCUCUUCCAGAACUCUGUUUGUGAUUGCCGUCGGAGCUUCCAGAUGUUGUCAAGGACAGGAUACAGAAAGUGUAUCUUCACAAUCAGUUGGAUCAGCAACAGAUCCAACAAAGGCAGCAGAUGUAUCGGGAACAGAACCGACAGCAACUUCAGAAUUAACAUCACAGUCAAAUGAUCCAGAUGCCUCAAACCAAGGAAGUGUUGAAAAUAUUACUAUCAGUGGUACGGCCCAACAAGAAAAUGUGAACUCCACCCCAGUGUAUUCCACCCCAGAAUCGAAAAACAACAACGCUGCCGACAGCAAAGAUGACAGUGGGGUUACAUCCUCAACAGACCUCACCAGAUCAGAAACCUCCAUCAAAGAAACAGUAAAUCUUCGCAUCAAUGGCGAUCAGAAGUUAAGCAAAGACUCUGUAUCUUCAGAUUCUACAACUGAAGGCGACAACAAUACCACCUCCGGGGGGUCAUCUUCUGCUGUUUUUGUAUCUGUGCUGGUGACCGGCUUACUGCUUGCUGCCAUAAUAGUCGGCAUUUACUACUUCAAAUGUCAUCGCCGAACCAACGGUAAAGGCAUGAAACUGGCUGAGGAGUCAUACAUGGCCGAUGAGGAGAACCAAGGCAAUACUCUGGUAUCGGUGGCCCCACUAAACCAACCUGAGCCCCAGGAGAAACCCAGUCUUAACGGAGAGUCACAAGAGGCAGUGAAGCCCCAGACUCCUGCCGCCACCAACGGCCACUCCACCACCAAGACGGCAGACACUGAGCUGUGAAUAAGCGGUCCUGCCACCUUAGGGUCUGGGUGAAACACUCACUCCCUACUCCUUACAUCCAAAACAAUCUACUACAUACUGACCUUGGCUAUCAAGGGUUAACAAAGACUCAAAUUCUCACAAUGAAUGUAAAUACGUUGCAAAAUGUUCCAUUUAAAGUCAUAUGAAACAAUAGGCAAGACUAAAAUAUGGGAUAUAACUAUAUAGGAUGAAAAUGGGAUGAAAUAAUUGGUCAAUAACCUGCUCCCGAAGCGUAAAUGCUUUAAUGAUCUAUGAAAAGGUUGUUAUGCUUUAAAAAUAACACAAUUUUGAGGUAAUUAGUAUAGCUUUUGGAUUUAGUGGCUAAUUCGUAUUCAUUUGUACAUUUUAGUACCAUGUGCUUAUCCCCCAAUGAGGGGUAGGGUUUGGUGCCAAGCCUCCCUUUAAAAAUAGAAUUAAAUCGUAUGAAUUACUAUGAAUUAGCCACUUUUUUGGCGUAAAAUAGUUCCAUUUCAUAAUGAGAUUGGAUUGGUUAUAAAUGAAGCAGUAAAAUGGCAGUUAUAACAGUGAUGAUGCAUGAUAUUAUAGAAAUUCAAUCAAAACAUGAUGCAAAAAAAAAAGGUAUUAGCCCCAUGAUGCAACCCUUAAGUUUAAUGGGGUGGGGAACUUUUCCCAUGAGUCAUUGCUGGUUUUCAUAAGAGCAACCCGGGCUGGAACAAAACGUCGGGAGGAUCCCUACUCCAGUCUCAGUGCUCCACAGCUUCCAGCUGGGUGUUAAUCGCAUCACAUCACACUAGAAAGAAACAUUCGGAAUCCAAUAGACACGAGUUGUGUUUUUGUUUGCUAUGGGUUGUUUGUGUGUUGCUAGACUGUAUGGCGUGUUCUAUAUGUUCGUGUUUGUGUACAGUAUGAUUUGACUAGUUUAUAGUCUUGUAUAAUUUUGUUAAUAUCACUGCAUGACAAAGUAAUGAUUUCUGGAGAUAGAAAAACAAAAUCAGUUUGAGUGUCAACGUGAACUCCAUUUCAUUGCUGCGAACAACCCCUAACGUAAAAAAAUUCAACAAAUUGCUGCAAAGCCAAUAAGCGCUCAGGGUAACAGCUAAAUGUUAUCUGACAUUUCUGGAUUGAGUUACAGCUUUACCGUACUUUGUAAACCAGUAUUAUGCUCUUUUUUGUAAUAUUUGUAUUCUAGUCAUUUAGAUGUAGUGUUGAAUGACUGACUUCAUUGUUUGAAUGACCUGCCUUAAAUAUUAGAAGUUUCUUUUAGGUGGGUGUGGUUUAUUUUGUAUCUACAUUUGCUACUACACAGUACAUCAUGCUUUAGUCAAAGGAAUUACGUAACUGGGUGCAGCCGUGAAAUCAUCAACUUUAGUUUGAGUAGAUUCACUCCAAUGCAGUGAGGAACGGUGCAGACAAAAAUAGCAUUUUCUAACCAUGUUUUUUUUAAAUGGAUGGAGUUCACCCAAAAAGGAAGAUUUUGUCAUCUUUUACUCACAUUCAAGCUGUUUUUCUUCUGUUGAGCAAAAAAUAAGAUACUUAAAACAAUGGUGGUAAUCAAAUGGCUAAACUCCAAAAAAAAAUAUAUAAUAAAUUGGGUUAUAUCAACCAAAAUAUGGGUAUAAUAUGGACAUGCCCAACUGUUGGGUUAAAGUUGGUAGGGUUUGUCCAUAUUUUAUCCAAAUUUGAGUUUAAAAAAUCCAGCAUUUCAUAGUGCACCCACUGACUGGCAUACUAAACUAUUGAUAGACAUCAUGAUUUUGCUAAGUACGAUGUGUGGAUUAACAUCUAUGUUGAUUCUGGAACAUCAUUUUUGUUAAAAAAUGUAUUCCAUACCUAUUCCCUACCCCUAAACCUAACCAUAAAUGUAAAUUAUUCUUAAAAUCAGAGGACAAUAAUAGUUGGAUAACUAUCAUGCAGAAGUGCAUAAACCUAACCAAAUCCUAACCAUAAACGGUAAACAUAAUCCUUAAUUCUGAUUGGAAUGUUGUUCCAGGAUCAACACAGAUGUUAAUUCAGGAACAUGUCCUACUUGGUGAAAUCAGGUUAGGGACUAUGACUAUGGACAGUCCAAUGCCUAUGCUACAGUGAACAUUCUUCAAAUUAUUUU